This is a messenger RNA of Zasmidium cellare ATCC 36951, 1776 nucleotides long. RefSeq lists its product as uncharacterized. Bases 1 to 1776 code for a protein of 591 amino acids. Gene Ontology annotation, cellular component: membrane. Gene Ontology annotation, molecular function: amino acid transmembrane transporter activity. The record is from RefSeq and is a predicted model, not a curated record. Gene Ontology annotation, biological process: amino acid transmembrane transport. The transcript is spliced from 9 exons. NCBI's taxonomy places the organism in Eukaryota, Fungi, Ascomycota, Dothideomycetes, Mycosphaerellales, Mycosphaerellaceae.
AUGACGAUGAUUUCCCUUGGAAACGUCAUCUUUACCUUGACAUCUGCUCUGACAGCACCCGUCAAGCAAAACUCUCGGAAAGAGAGAGUGCAACAAGUGCGGAUGCCUGAUCCGAGCUGCUCUCAUGCGGUGCCAAUCUCUUCCCAUGCCUGUGUUCAGCGAUCCUUCAGCGGUGGUCUGCAAGCUGAUAGUAAGAGAGCAAUACAACACAUGGAUUAUCACCGGAAUGCGACAGAAUCAAAGAGGGACAGAUCAGAUACCGGAGUUUUCUGGUGGAAAUUCCGCCGUCGCCAUUUUGGCCAUGUUCUUCCGUGCUUGGCUGUGCAGGCUGUGGCACAGAACGUCACCGUUAUCACAUAUAGCCCGAAUUACACCCAAUACCGGUUCAGCUCUCUGACCAUUCUUGACGCCGAAGUCAUGUUCACCGAAAUGGAUUCGACGCCUGCAAAGGCCGAGGUUUCCGUACCAAGUCAUGACGACAAAGAAUACGGCACGGGAAGUGUACAGCCGGUUGUCGUCGACGAAGAAAAGCAACGUCCUUUGGCUCGACGCUUGCAAGGACGGCAUAUGCAGAUGAUUGCUCUAGGUCUCUUCGUGAGCAGUGGAAGUGCCUUGUCCACAGGCGGCCCGGCAGCACUGCUUAUCGGAUACAUCCUCAUCGGAUCCAUGAUGUGCUGUACGGUACAGUCACUCGGCGAGCUUGCGAUCAUGUAUCCGGUCAAUGGGGCAUUUUAUGAGUAUGCCGUGCGGUUCAUCGACCCAGCAUGGGGCUUUGCCAUGGGCUGGGAAUAUUCCCUCGGCUGGAUGAUCACACUGCCCUACGAGCUCACGGCUGCUAGCAUUACCAUCGCCUUUUGGAACGACAAGAUCGAUUCCGCAGUAUGGGUCGGUGUUUUCCUCGCAGCCCUUCUCUUAAUUCAAGUUUUUGGUGUGCGAGGAUAUGGCGAAGUGGAGUUUAUCCUGGCCAUGGUAAAAGUUAUCCCCUGCAUCGGCUUCAUCAUUCUUGGUAUCAUCAUCGAUUGCGGCGGCGUGCCAACCGACACGCGCGGCUACAUUGGUGGCAGAUAUUGGCAAGACCCUGGAGCGUUUAGGAAUGGGUUUCAGGGGUUCUGUUCUGUGUUCGUGACUGCAGUCAUCACCGUCUCGGUCCUCUCUGUCGCCAACUCUUGUACUUACGGCUCUACUCGCGUGUUACAAGCGCUGGCACAGAGCGGCAGGGCGCCUAAAUGCUUCGCUUUCGUCGAUCGAUCCGGUCGUCCAGUCUGGUGCAUUGCACUGCAAAUUGCUUUUGGAUUCCUUGCAUUCUUGAGCGAGGCAUCCACUGGCUCGACAGUCCUGGGUUGGUUUCUGGCGGUGACUUCGCUCUCUGGUCAAUUUGCCUAUGCAAGCGCCUGUCUGGCUCACAUUCGGUUCCGUCACGCGUGGAAGCAACAGGGACGGAGCCUGAGCGACAUUACCUGGCGCUCUCCCCUGGGAGUUUGGGGCUCUUACUGGGCACUGUUUAUUAUCUUCAUCUCGGUGGUGGCCACUUUAGGAAUUGGAUGCGCUCCCAUCGGAUCAUCCAUAAGCGCCAACUCUUUCUUCCAGAAUUGGCUUGCUCUGAUCAUCACCAUAAUGUUGUUCGUAUUUUGGAAAGUUUGGACUAAGCAAUACUUCAAGUUCGGAGUGGACCUUGACGCCGUCGAUCUUGACUAUGGUCGACGAAUAGAGACAGAGGACGAUCGUGUCUCUGUCGAGGCUUUGAAAAAUCGGCCUUGGUGGAAGAAGAUCGUGUGA